GACGUUUCUGCUCUUACCCUCAGGUGCGCUGAGAGGAAGUUGAGCAGAAGUUCAGCGGGGAAGCGGUGUUUGUCUCUUUUGAUUCGGGAAACAGUUUUUAUACUUUCUAUUACAGUGCGGUGGAGAAAUGUCUCCCCUGGGAGUUCAGCUGCUUGGCGCGUCCUGUACACGACUUUUACACCGCGGACCGGCCGCUCUCUAGCUGAGCUAACGCUAGCUAACCUAACCUAGCUAAGCUAGUUAGCUAACUAACUAACGUCCGGUCUGAGAGGCAGCGCGUGUCACACUUUAACAGGCAGUAAACAGGGAGUGUCACUUAGUUCAGCCAGUCGACAUGUUCUCAGUGCUCAGUCCCCGGCUUUAGCGGUCUAAGUAACCAGCUAGCUAACCUGUUUAACGUCGUUAGCUGGCUAACGUUAGCUGGUCAUGGAGCUGAUGCUGGAGCUGUCGGUGCUGCAGACUUUUACUGAUACUCGGAACCUGCUACAGUGAGGACAGAGUUGCAGAGUAAAAGUGAACAACAUGAAAUCUUUCGGCCCGCGGUCCUCAUUCUACGUGGGCUUCUUGGUGGGCACAUGCACCUUGUAUGUGUUCCUUCGUCAGGUGUGGUUUGCUAAAAACUUCUCUUCCCAGCACCCUGAGGGCCUGGCUGAUACGGCAGAGGAGAUAAAAUUGCUUGAAGAGGAACAAAAGAACUGGAAGAAAGAGAGAUCAGCACUCUUCAACCUUAACCAUCCGCACCACACAGGUGAAGACAGCACGGUAGCAGAUGCACUCUAUAAGCAGGUGCGCAUUCUUUGUUGGGUGAUGACUGGUCCCAACAACCUGCAGAAAAAAGCUCGUCAUGUGAAAGCAACAUGGAGUCGUCACUGCAACAUAGUCGUAUUUAUGAGCUCAGUAGAUGAUCCUGACUUUCCUGCAGUGGGCCUUAAUACAAAGGAGGGCAGAGACCAGCUCUACUGGAAAACAAUCCGUGCUUUCCACUAUGCGUUAGAAAAGCAUGGAGAAGAAGCAGACUGGUUCCUUAAAGCCGAUGAUGACACUUAUGUGGUAGUGGAUAACCUGCGGUGGGUCUUGUCUAACCACUCCCCCGACGAGCCUGUUUAUUUCGGCAGAAGGUUCAAACCCUACACUAAGCAGGGCUACAUGAGUGGAGGUGCGGGUUAUGUUCUAAGCAAAGAGGCUCUUAAGAGGUUUGUGGAAGGUUUCAGCACAAAGGUGUGCACACACACAUCCUCAGUGGAGGACCUUGCAUUAGGGCAGUGUAUGGAGAAGAUGGGAGUACUGGCUGGAGAUUCUAGAGACACGCUGCAUAGAGAAACUUUUCAUCCUUUUGUGCCAGAGCAACACCUCACCGGCAAAUUCCCUAAGAGCUUCUGGUACUGGAACUACUGCUAUUACCCUAUUGUAGAGGGGCCCCAGUGUUGCUCAGACUUGGCAGUGUCUUUCCACUAUGUGGAUCCAUCACACAUGUACCUGUUGGAGUACUACACUUAUCACUUGCGUGCCUUUGGCUACCGCUACCGCUAUGAGCCCCCUUUGCCUACUGGCCUUCAGGACUCCAAGUCUUUAGACCAAGGGGUGGAACAUCCACACGUCGACCAGAAACCAGAACCAGGACUUCAGGAAGUGGAACAGAAGGCUCCUGCUGUUGAUGAAAAGCUAUAGCACCCUUUUGUUUUUGCUCAAACUUCUUCUGACUUUGGGACCUCCUGGAAUUUUGUGUUGGGUAUUUUUUUUUUUUGAAAGGACUAACUUUGUAAUGUGCAAAAAAUCUGCUUCUGAAUCAUUUUGCAGUUGUGUGUGUGUGAGAGAGAGAAUUUUGGGUUGUGCUUGUAUAUGACUGCCGUUACAAGACAGACAGCUGGUAAAUGAAGACUUGCAGAUUUAUAGUGCCUCCCUGUGUGUGAGUACGUGUGUGGAGGGGAGGGGUGGCUUAAGAGUGUGUAGGCUUGUCUCUGAUGCCUUAGUUUUGUAUGCACAUGCAUCACUGACUAGAUUUACUUCUGCCUAGACCAAACAAACAGCACUCAACCAUAUUCAUUCCACUGGCUGGUGGAAGUCGAUUUGCUGGCCUAAGCAACUUUGUUAAUUUUCCAGCAAAGACGUAUUAAGUGCAGAUGGUGACAAGACACUCUUACAGAUUCGUUAGACAAAUGGUGAAGGCCUAAUCUAGGAGUUAUCUGAAGGUUUAGGGUUUUGUUUUUUCUCCAAUUUACAGUGGAGUCCAAAAUUAUUGAGACCACUAGUGAACAUGUUCCUAUUUGUUCAUAUUUUUUCCAUAGUUUAGCUUUAAAAUUAAAUUAUUAUACACAUUUAAUGGAAAAGAUUAACAAAAUAAAAAUAGAUUAUUUAACAAGUACUUAAGAAUUUUGUGCCUUUUUCAGACGUUGUUUUGCUGUUCUGUCAUGCGUAGUUCUAUCCCACUUUGUUACAGCUUUUUUUGUACAAACGAAUCAAUUUGAUUACAAAUUUGGUUUUGUAUUUACAAAGUGUUAUCUCAACUUUAUACAUUUCUCGUGUUUUUUUUUUCAGGAUUAGAAAACUUUAGAAUGUGAUUUCACACUUUAGACCCCACAAUUCACUUGUCUGAUGUAGUAUUGAUAUUUUUUCUGGAUAAAACAGCCACAAUUUUUGCACAUUAUGCAGACUUUAAAGUAAGUGACAAGUGACACAUGCACAUCUGCGUCAGCAGUGGGUGGAGUUUAUAGUUAUAAUGUGUUUGUUUGUUUGUGUAUACAUAUAAAUGCACAUACACACAUUAUAUAAUGCAAUAUAAUAAAAUAAAAUGUAAGCACAAUCUGACAAAAAGAAAUAGAUUGGCUUUACAUAACUAAGUUUAAUCUAUUAAGAUAUGUCUCAGACAGUUUCUAAUGUCCAUAUUCUAUUUACAGUUUGUGUCUGUACAGCUGUAAGGAAGCCUAAUGCCACACAUUCUCCUCUCCCAUGUAUGCCUCUGUUUUUGGCUGGGUGUGAAUGAAUCAGAAAACCCACUAUUGUCCUGAAUGGUCUCAUCAGUCACUUUACUUGCUGAUGUCUAAUUUAACAUGUGAUGUUUGAAUUUAAUAAUGUGGGGUUUCUUUACAUCUCUUUUAGAACCCAAAUGUGUUGUGUGCUCUCCACUGCUUUAUGCUAACAGCACUGUUCAUCACACAGACAUUUUGAUAUCCUAUAUUAUCUUCUGUCCUGCUUCUUUCUUUUUUCCUGCCACAUGGAAUUGCUUAGUGAAAGCAUAUAUGAUUGCAAACCUGGCCUGAAAGUCAGGCUGAGUUUUUUUAUACAGUGCUGGAUAAUGCUCUACAGCCCUGGAUCUGUGGUUGAGUGAUUCAGAGCUGUAGAGGCUGUUCUGUUUUGCGUACUGUGAGUACUGCAGCUCGUGCCUUUUACACCUCAACCCAUUUACGCACCUUACUGUUAUUGUUUGUUUGACAGUUGGCAAUAUUAGAAGAAAAGUUAACAUAGGAGUUUCAGAUGGUUCUUUUUCCAGAUACCAAACAAGCACCUUUCCAAGACAUCGUAUAAAUAUUAAUCUGAAAUAAUGGUUGCCUUUCACCUCACCUCUUAACUUUGAUUGUCUGAAAGUUGUUUGUAUCUGCUCAUCCACACCCAUAUCAGAGGCGUUGUGCCAAUUCUGUUUCUCUGUCCUUCACAACCGUUCAGUCAGCCAAACCAGUUGAAGGAAAAAUAAGAGUUUGCUGAGUGAUUGGAAAUGACUGAAGUCUACACUGUUACUGCUCUGUCAGAGGCAAUAAUAGUUCUGGCAGAGAAGAGAUUAAUGGAAGGUUUUUGUCUGAUACUUUUUUCCCCUUUUACUCAGGCAGCUUAUAUCAUUUGUUCAUUUUACCAUCAUUGCACAGUUACUUACAUGAAAUGUGUUGUAAUUCUGAAACCACUAAAGUCCUGUGAAAUAAAGUAGUGGGUCUAAUGCUGAAUUUAGUUUAUCUUGGAUGUCUGAGGUGGAAAACAGAAAUUCAUUGUUAGCAUUGUCGAAUGUUAGCAUUGCUAGUGUUAACAGUUGAUAACGCAUUGUGCUUUAUUUUGCCCAUCCAAACAGUAUGGAAACGUGUCCACAGUUAGAAGUUGGGCAGUACUGUGUGUAAGGUUGAUUUAAUGAUUCAAAAAUAGGAGAAGUGCUAAUAAACCAGUAUAAUACUGCUGCUUUUACUGCUGUUGAUCUGUUGGGGCAGCCAUCUUGGAUUAUGAACUCCGGGUCUGUGAGGCUCUUCCAAUGUUCGUAGUAGGAAAUCCUACCGGAUGGAUCAUUUCAGUUAAAAUUUCCUGCUUGGAACUAGUAAAUUUCAACAUCCAAGAGCACAUAAUUAGCUGUUAUGUUUAAUCAGAGGAGACUUUGAACUUGAAGUGAUUGUAUAUCAACAUAAACCAAAUCUGUUUGUGUUUAUUAUAUUUUAGCAUGGGAAUAUUUAGUGAUUGGUCGUGGUUUUUAUUUGUUUUUUAUUCCUUUAUUCAUAGGAUUGGGAGAUUUUUGUGUAGGAUUUAACACUAUACAUAAAGUGAGUGAGAGGGUCAGUAUAUGAAGAUUGUUUGUGUGACUACGUAUAAAAAGUCUGGAUUAUUUUUUUUAUAAUUUGUAACAAAUUAUGUAGAAAUAUAUAGAUUUGGUUCCUAAACUUGUCCACCCCCCUUCUGUCAAAUAGUGCUGGAGGUGACAGUUCAUUUCAUGCACAGAUAAAUAUUCAAAGGUUAUGUAACAUCAAAGGGGUGAAUCUUCAUGGCCUUUUAUCUAGUAGUGUUUAAUGUUACAGGUGCAGCAAAGUGUUCUGAUUGAUGCUGGCAGCCUUUUAUGGGUUGUGUCUGUGUGUGUGUGUAUGUAUGUGUGUGUGUGUUAAGCGAUCCUCAACCCUUAUCAGCAUAACGAAAAGGAAAUUACAGUGAUAUGUCAGAAGAUUCCUGUUACUCUGAUAAUAAGUUUAAGGAAUGAUGAGAUCCACAGUGCUUCUUAUCUCACACCUCCUUUUCACAUUCUGAAUUAUCAUAUAUGUGUUUCUGCUCUCUAAUCCAAAGGUACAGAGGUACCCUUCCUCUCUGAUUUGUGUGUAAAAGGGAAUUAUGUACAGUCAUUUCACAGCAGUCUUUAUUUGAAGAGGAAUGCCUGGUGUGAACAGUUCAUGAAAGAAAACAAACAUGAAUAUCAGAGAGGUACAGUGACCAGCAUACUGAAUAAAGACUUAUUUUACUGUAAA
Astyanax mexicanus (Mexican tetra) is the source of this 5201-nucleotide messenger RNA. It is a transcript of the gene c1galt1lb, whose product is annotated as core 1 synthase, glycoprotein-N-acetylgalactosamine 3-beta-galactosyltransferase 1, like b. Lineage: Eukaryota; Metazoa; Chordata; Actinopteri; Characiformes; Acestrorhamphidae. Bases 523 to 1668 code for a protein of 381 amino acids. Gene Ontology annotation, molecular function: N-acetylgalactosaminide beta-1,3-galactosyltransferase activity. Gene Ontology annotation, cellular component: membrane. The record is from RefSeq and is a predicted model, not a curated record. The transcript has 4 exons.